AUUUGGAUACUAGUAGUCCCAGUACGUGUAGGGUAUCUGUAAGACUGCUGUACGUAUCAACUAAGCCAGUCGCCAACAUGGACACGUGGAUGUUUACACCAGUCGUCGUUGUCACGCUGCUGUUGCUGGCAGGUCCUGGGGCCUUAGGAGAGGAAGAGCGAGGUCCACCAAGCGCACCAGAGGACCUGUUGGUGGUCCGCCAAAGCUCAGCUUCAGUGACAAUCCAUAUCAAGGCUCCAAAGCAAGAGGAGCAAGUACGGGAAUAUUUUGUCUCCUACAACAGUGUGGAAUGCUGUAAUACCAACCGAUGGCUUUGCAGCAGGCCUAGAGUUGCCGACUGCUCUCUAAUAAGCUACCUCUACUGGCAAUAUGUGAACGAGAGCAGUCUACCUGUGAUUGUGAUUGACUUCUGUGCGGGACAGACGUACUCUGUUUUGAUCCGCGCAAUAAACGACAAAGGUUCCGGACCCUACUCGUAUACGAUGAUUAGCGCCAAUGGCAGCAGGUCUGAUGAUGGGACCUCGUCCAGUCAUUCCAGCACCUCAAGCCCAAAGGAGACCUCAUCCAGUCCAUCCAGCCCCUCCAACGAAACGGAGACCUCGUCCAGUCCAUCCAGCCCCUCGAACACAACGAAGACCUCAUCCAGUCCAUCCAGCCCCUCGAACACAACGGUGAAACCGCGAAUUAUCCUAGAUCCACCAAGCCCACUGAAGGAGGUCCACUUUGUCCGCCUGAGCUCAGCUUUAGCGGCAAUCAAUGUCAAGGCUCCAAAGCCAGAAGACCGAGUAGCGGAAAUUUAUAUCUUCUACCACAGUGUGGAAUGCAGGGGUGCCAAACGAUGGAAUUGCAGCAGACAUGCAGUUACCAGUUGCUCCCUACAGGGCUUCCACUACUGGAGAUAUGUGAAUGAGAGCAGCAGUCUACCUGUGGUUGUUAGUCGCCUCUGUCCGGGACAAGCGUACGAUAUUUAUAUCACCGCAAUAAACGAACAGUUCACCUUUGGACCGGGCUGGUGGCUUUACGUCCAUGGAAAUGUUGAUGGGAUCAGGCCCAGUCCAUCCAGCCCCUCAAACACAGCGGAGACCUCAUCCCUUCCACCCAGUCCCUCGCACCCAACAGAGAAUCCGCUAACAACCCAAGUGUUGCUUGCAGGAAACCAAACAACAGAAACGCCUGACAAGCUGACGGCGGCAUUCACCACUACCCAACUAGCACUCGGUGGUAUUGCGGUAUUCAGCAUGUUCUUGAUGAUAGUGCUUGUCCUCCGGAUCCGUUCCCUUGUGACUGCCAAGCGACGACGGGAAAGUCUCAAAAAUCAAAAACUUUCGACCAAAUCAAGGGAUUUUGAUUGUGUGCUUGUACUAUCACCCAGCGGUAAGUUUAUGCUGAACAUGCAACCUGUACCAUUAUCUUAGCUAUAGGCUACAAUAUCUACCUUCACUGAUGAGA
Messenger RNA from Sycon ciliatum, 1449 nucleotides. RefSeq lists its product as uncharacterized. NCBI's taxonomy places the organism in Eukaryota, Metazoa, Porifera, Calcarea, Leucosolenida, Sycettidae. Gene Ontology annotation, molecular function: protein binding. The coding region runs from base 78 to 1415 and encodes 445 amino acids. The transcript is spliced from 9 exons. The record is from RefSeq and is a predicted model, not a curated record.